This is a messenger RNA of Dioscorea cayenensis subsp. rotundata (Guinea yam), 1022 nucleotides long. RefSeq lists its product as uncharacterized. The record is from RefSeq and is a predicted model, not a curated record. The transcript has 2 exons. Lineage: Eukaryota; Viridiplantae; Streptophyta; Magnoliopsida; Dioscoreales; Dioscoreaceae. Bases 276 to 851 code for a protein of 191 amino acids.
CUUCAUUUUUCUCUCCCUUUCUCUUUAUUAUUCAUCUUUUCCACAUCUUUUCAUCUUCUUCAUUAAUAUAAAUCCCAUCCUUUCCUUAAUUCCUUUCCCAACUUCAACAACUCCUUAGCAGUUAGCACCAACUCCUCCCUCCUUUCCCUCCCUCUUUCUCCCUCUUUUUCCAUAACAUAACAAGCUUUCUAGUUGCAGUUCAACUCACCAAACAUCAACUUCUCUUCUCUCUCUCUCUCUAUAUAUUUAUCUUGGUGUUGAUAUUUAUAAUUUUGAUGGGGAACUACAUCUCAUGCACGUUAACAACAUCUCUUGGAAACCAAAACAAAGGAGCAAAAGUGAUAUUCAAAGAUGGAACACUGAAACAGAUCCAAAGCCCAACAAACGCAGCUGAACUCAUGUUUGAAAAUCCCAACCACUUCCUUGUCAACUCAAGAUCAAUGGAAGUUGGCCGGAGAUUCUCACCGCUGGCCGCCGAUGAGGAUUUGGAGUCCGGCAAUGUUUAUGUUAUGUUCCCUAUGAAAAGGCUCAAUGCAGUGAUCACAACUGGUGAUAUGGGUCGGUUACUCAUGGCUGCUAACUCAGCUCUCCGCCGAGCUUCCGGUGGGAGGACUAGAGUGUUGCCAGAUUUCCAUCAAGCAGCGCCGGAGUUGGUGGUGGUCAAUCAGGAUGAAGAUAUAGAGGGGAGAAUUAAGAUGGGUACUGAGGAUGAAGAUGAAGGUUGUUGUUCAUCAUCAUCAUCAUCAUCAUCAUCAUUAUCCAUGCUUGAGUUUAAGUAUAGGUUGAGUGUUUGCAGGUCUAGGAAACCAUUGUUGGAAACCAUUGCAGAAGAGAACAUUUGCUCAAGAUGAUCACAUAUUAUAUAUUAUAUAUAUAUAUAUAUGUGAUUUGUAGAAUUGUAUUAUUUCUCUUGAUUCUGUUUGUAUUAUUUAUAUAUGGUAUAUGAAUUACUGUGGUGAGUAAGGAAGAACUAUAUGAGAGAAUUAAUGUGUUGUUGGAAUUGAGGAUGUGAAUUGAUAGAA